AUGUCUGACCACGGCGACAAGGGCAACGACCUUUCCGAUCUCCUUUCCUGCUCUGACACCAACUCUGUCCGUAGCGAUGAUACGGAGCCCGACCCUCCUAGCUCGGACACCGAUGAUUCCAACCCGCCUGGAACACCUAUCGAAACUCGCCACCCUACGAGAGUCACCAUUCAAUCCCCUGGCCAGUCAUUCAGCGAGAAAGAUCGAAUCACUAUGCCUCGCUCUAUGCUUCAGGGGGAAGGCUCCGCGCGCGGCUCACUGGAAUAUGACACCGUGCCUGAGAAGACCAUCAUGUCUGCGAGCAUCGGUGUGCCUAACGGACCUGCGGCGUCUUGGAAUCUACCCCCUCAGUUCCUGGAGUGGCUGAGAGAGAAAGCCGGUGUAGGGGGCGACGACUACGAGGUGGUUUGUAAGUACCUUGGAGAAGUGUGGCGUCUUCAGUUGCAGUGGGAUCAAGCGGGCCGCGACGGGUUCAUGACUCAAGAUGUUGUCGGGGUCGACGGGCAUACGUACGAACUACUUCAGAAUGUCCUGGACGAGACGUGGAACUGCAAGCUCGUCCGUGGCCAAGACUUGCAGUUUCAGCGCUGGGUGGCGUUCCUACGGUGCAUGAAGAUCGACUUCUGGCCGGUCCUUGGGAAAGCCAUCGCCAUUGCGCCGACGUUCGACGAAGACCUCACCAGCGGGAUCGCUGAUGUUAUGACUAAGGUCCUACGUGAGGCCAAGGGUGAUCCCCUGGACUCCACAGUGGCUACUUUGGUGCAGAGUACCGUCAAUGCGAACAGGGUGCGAUUCCGCAUGAAGUUCAGCGCCGUCCAUGUCGAUGCUGCGAACCACUUCGGCGCCCUAGGACCCAUGAUAUUCUUCUGCGCGGUGGCGCAGACCGAGCAAGAGUUCUUUUAUCAAACACACAAGUUGUCCCUCGCUCUGCCAUCCCUACCUUCCCUUCGCGGCUUCCUUAUCGCUCUCAUCAGCCCAGCGCCGCAUGAUGCGGACGUCACCAAGCUUCACAAGAUCUCCGGCACUAAGGAAUAUGUGCAAUGUCGAGUACUCGUCUAUAAUAGCGACGAUUUUGGGAAGUUCGUCGAGCGCGUUGCUCGCACAUCAACGCUGGAGAAGUGGGAGGAAGACAUCCAUCACAUGUGGCUAACUUCAGCGGCCGGGAACCCACAGUCCUUUCCAGCAGGGGCUUGGCAGCUCUUCGCCACCCAGCUCGACCUCAUUGUCCAGAGCUACGCGGACGCGCGCGAGCUUGGGUCCGCAUCACGCAAUGUUCCCGACGAGAGUUUUACCGCAACACCGAAACACCCAUGGCUCCUCUCGCCGAAGGACGCAGCACUCGCGCGCAGGAAGUCACUCGCUAAGGACAUUGCUGUCUGCCUGAAUCAGAAUGCCCGGUGGGUUGCGGGAAACGCCGUUGAUCUUCGUGCAGGGGAGGGCAAGACGAACUUGAAGUGGUCGAAGGACCCGUAUGGACUGAAGGGUCCCGUGCACGAGUGGGCGCUCCGCCCGGCGCCUUCGGAAGAUACAGAUCUCAAGACACCGUUAAGCGGCGGUGAACGUCAGCCCGUGCAUCACGGCGGGAACAGUUUCGCCGCCGCCCUCUUCGCCACCUUACUGUUGCGCCUGGAUCGCGCCUCCGCACUCCACUCUCUUACCGUCCAUGACGAAUAUACCUUGGAGAAGGGCAUACGCGCGGACACGGAAUAUCUCAUCAACGUUGCCCUGCGUUUGAGGUCAGUCCUGAGACAAGAGUUUUGUUAUGCUGAGACGUUGCCGCAUGCGACGCGGAAGUGCGCCACCUCGGAGGAAGAAGGACUCGCCCCCGUACUCGGGUUUGUCAUCGUGUGCGUGCACGAGAAGAAGCACCAGCGCACCAAGCCCAGCCGCGAGGUGCUGGAAGAGUGGAAGGUGGGCGUAGAGGCGCGCAAGCAGGUCCCUCGAGAGUGGGGACAGUGGUCGUGUAGGACGUGGCGAGGACGACGAGGGCAUCGGGAAGCCACAGACGUCCCAAUCCAGCGCGGGCGGACGACCCCGGAGUUCGAGGACAUGUUCAAGGGCAAGACAUCUACCGCCAUCUCGUUCAACGGCAGCGUUGUCCACGGCGAGACGGAAACAACCAUCAUUCUGGUACGCCCAACACACUUCCCCGUACUUCGCCGGGCCAAGACGGAAGGGUGGAAGAAGGAACGGAUCAUUGAAUCCUUUCCUCAUCUGUCCGUGUUUCGAGACAUGAGUGAUCUAGGAGCAGCCACCCCUUUUCUUGAGGAGGUCAAGCAGCUCCUUCGAUGUCACUGGGACGUCUCGCUCGCCAUCCGCGAAUACGAGCAUGGCGACGGCGACCUCGACUCGAUCUCUCCGCGCUCAAAGAUCCUCGUCAAGCGCGUUCUCGGCGCGAACACUCAUCAACACCUCUUCCCCGAUCCAGAAAACGCCGCCUCCUACGAUCUCGCCAUGGACGCCGAUACCAUCACAGCCGGUAUGCUGUGUGAAAGCGCGGCCAUCAUGGCGAGGAGGCUGCUCCGGUUGAUCGAGACGGUGAGCGCGGUCCGCGUGGAGUCGUGGGUAUACGGUGUUCGUGAAGAAGGAGAUGCGGGAGGUGGUGGCGAGGAGGAGAAUGCGGGGGUUGAGGGCGGGGACGCGGACGAGGUCGACGAUGUUAAGGAGGAGCGCGAUGUUGAGUAUCUGCUCGGUGGGUAG
Fomitopsis serialis is the source of this 2700-nucleotide messenger RNA. RefSeq lists its product as uncharacterized. The record is from RefSeq and is a predicted model, not a curated record. The transcript has 10 exons. Lineage: Eukaryota; Fungi; Basidiomycota; Agaricomycetes; Polyporales; Fomitopsidaceae. Bases 1 to 2700 code for a protein of 899 amino acids.